This is a messenger RNA of Hipposideros armiger (great roundleaf bat), 2935 nucleotides long. It is a transcript of the gene AQP2, whose product is annotated as aquaporin 2. The coding region runs from base 99 to 914 and encodes 271 amino acids. Gene Ontology annotation, molecular function: water channel activity. The record is from RefSeq and is a predicted model, not a curated record. NCBI's taxonomy places the organism in Eukaryota, Metazoa, Chordata, Mammalia, Chiroptera, Hipposideridae. Gene Ontology annotation, cellular component: plasma membrane; apical plasma membrane. The transcript is spliced from 4 exons. Gene Ontology annotation, biological process: water transport; transmembrane transport.
CCGGCCGCCCUAGAGACAUUGAGGGAGAGAGGGAAGGGGACAGCCACAAGACUCCUGCCCUUGAGGCUGCUGGGCCAGCCCACAGAAGUCUCCACAGCAUGUGGGAACUCCGGUCCAUAGCCUUCUCCAGGGCUGUGUUUGCAGAGUUCCUCGCCACACUCCUCUUCGUCUUCUUUGGCCUGGGAUCCGCCCUCAAUUGGUCACAUGGCUUGCCCUCUGUGCUGUCGAUCGCCAUGGCCUUUGGCUUGGCUAUUGGCACCCUGGUGCAGGCUCUGGGCCACAUCAGCGGGGCCCACAUAAACCCUGCCGUGACUGUAGCCUGCCUGGUGGGCUGCCAUGUCUCCUUUCUCCGAGCUGCCUUCUAUGUAGCUGCCCAGCUGCUGGGAGCUGUGGCAGGGGCUGCCCUGCUCCAUGAGAUUACACCACCAGCCAUCCGAGGGAACCUGGCUAUCAAUGCACUCAGCAACAAUGCGACAGCUGGCCAGGCCGUCACUGUGGAGCUUUUCCUGACCUUGCAGCUGGUUCUCUGCAUCUUUGCCUCCACUGAUGAGCGCCGUGGAGAUAACCUGGGCACCCCCGCGCUUUCCAUUGGCUUCUCUGUGGCCCUAGGCCACCUCCUUGGGAUCCACUUCACCGGCUGCUCCAUGAAUCCUGCCCGCUCUCUGGCUCCAGCUGUUGUCACUGGCAUAUUUGAUGAUCACUGGGUCUUCUGGAUCGGACCCCUGGUCGGCGCCAUCUUGGGCUCCCUCCUCUACAACUACGUCCUCUUCCCGCCCAACAAGAGCCUGUCGGAGCGCCUGGCGGUGCUGAAGGGGCUAGAGCCGGACACGGACUGGGAGGAGCGCGAGGUGCGGCGGCGGCAGUCGGUGGAGCUGCACUCGCCGCAGAGCCUCCCGCGGGGCAGCAAGGCUUGAGCGCCCCGGGCCCGGCCCCAGGCUCGGGGGAGCUCCAAGCGGCCGCCUGCGGGCCCAGGUCGCACCCGGGCUUCGGGGCACCCGCCACCCCCGCCGGCCCCGGCCUGAGGUAGAAGGGCCCAUCCGCCUCUCUUUUUCCCCUGGUCCGAACUUGGCCCCCAAUGCAGAGUAGCUGUUUCCAGGAGGGCACGGCCUUACCAGGGCUGCGGGGCUAGCGGUGAGCAUGGCAGACCCCUGUCCAGAGGCUGCUGACGGGUGAAGCGUCGACCCUUUGGCCCCUUGCAGCAAUCUGGGGACUUGGGGACCGAGCUGGGGAUGGAGAGCUAGUGAGCAGUCAGAAGAAGGUUCUGGAGAGCCUGUUCCCCCUCUUCACCCCCACUGAGUGGGGUGGGAGGGUCAAAGUAUACAGACCCCACCUUAGGGGUUCUGGACAUGGGGUUUUGCUAGUAUGCAAGUGUGUGUUCAUCCUGGAGUGCCUCUCUGUCCCCAAAUGCAGGAUUGUGCAUGCUCCUAAGGUCGAGCAGGUGUGCCUGUUGUGGUGCAAGUGAGCACUGGCUGGUGACCUGCUGCCAUCCUUGACCCUCUCCUCCCCCACCGCAAUAAAUCCACUUCCUCUGCAGCCAGCCGUCAUCCCCAGGAGCUCUAAAAGCAUACUCCCCAGGAGAAGGUAAGGGAGGGUCUGGAGGCCACUUUGAGAGGGCUGAGAGAGGGCUCUGAUUUCCCUUACUCUGCCUCUCCUGGAAAAUUCCCUCAAGCUGAAACGCUGGGCCCCAAGACUUGUCAGGACCUAUUGCUGGAGGCGGAGAGGUAUCAACCAGAGAAUGGCUCCCCCAGAAGUGGCCUCUGGAAGAAAGGGCCUCCUUUCUGCCCUGAGGGAGGAUAUCUCCAAAAGAGGAAGCAGGCAUGUGUGAGUGCAUACCAACGUGUGCCUUGGAACCCCCAUCUCCGAGCGGGGCGCCUCCAGACCUAGAGAUUAGCCUCCCACUGUGACAGAGAAAACAAAAGCCCUUUUGGGGCCCCUGGCUUUGUCUUGGUGGGGGGGAUUUGCAAUUAGACACUUCUUGAAAGGAGACACUCGGUUUCGAAAGUGAGCCCUCUCAUCCCGCACACACCUAUGGCUGGCUGGGCAAGGUACUUAGGCACGCAACCACAAGCACCAGGCAACACCCUUCCAUCACCCAUCCCAUCGCAGGCCCCCCUCCCCAGGCAGCAGCUCUUCCUCCCCAGGACUUUCUCCUCUCCCCUCCCUCCCUCCUCGAGGACUCAGUCCCAGUGCUGCCUCCCUUCCGGCCCCCACCACAGGACAAUUAUUGUGGAGAGAGCAGCCUACCACUCCCAGGACCAGAGAAGGGAAAUGACUUGUCCAGGCAGGAGGCAUGUCUGUGUUCUAGAGCCUGGGCUUCUAAAUUUCCAGGCCAGUGCAUUAGUUCUCAAAUGAGAUUAACUGGGACUACGUGAGAUGAUGCCGUGUAAAGAUGCUGUGUGAAUGUAAUUCCUCAUAUCAUUAUCAUGCAUUAUUGAAAUGAUUUCAUUAUUUCUGCUUCCUGGGGCGAGAACUCAGAAGGGGCCUGACCCUUGGCCUCUUUUACCUCCUUUAAUUGGUGGUCAAAGCAAAGGAGAGCCCUGGGAACCCUAAGGUGCAGGCAGAAGAGAUGGGCUUGGGGUUGGCCCCGCCCUGGUCCAGCCUCUGAACCUUUCCAGGCCUGAAUGCACCCUGGCUGUUCUCUCCUUUCUUUCCUCCCACUACCCAGAGCAUCCAUUCUCUUUUUUCUCUCCAGCCUGUAGCAUAGCUAACCUAAGAAUCACACCUUGAGCCCCCUUCUCCAUGCUCUCUGUUGCCUCUAUGCUUUCAAGGCUUUUAUCUGUGUCUGUCCCACACCGCACCAAACACUCACUGUGCACUGUAGUCUCCAGCUCCUUACUGCCCUCCACUCCCUUCAGAGAUGGACUGAGUAUAAGGAACAUCCCUGUAAUCAUGCCCACCUUUGCAUCAAUGUCUUUUUUGUCUUCCUUAACUAAGG